CCGGGCCCUGACACACCCGCCCCCGCCCGUCCGGCCCGCAGCCUCGCCGUGUCCGACCUGGCACGAGCGGAGAUGCGCCCUGGGUGGCCACGGCGCGGGGGGACACCCUGUUCGGGGAGGAGGCGGUUUGGGGACCCCGCGGGGCGCAGUCGCCGUUUCAGGGGCCGAGGGCAGAUCUGACGGCAGCCCGAGGGCCCGUCGUCCCGCUUGCGCCGAGCAGGUUGCCCUCGGAGGCGUAGCGGGUGUGCGUCGCGCUGAGUAGACGUGAGGCUGAGCUCUGGGGUGGCGCACGGACCGUGGGAUGGACGCGCCCCUGGAGCUCGAGGGGCGCCUGACAAUGAAGGUGGAGCAGGACCCCGCGUGGGCUUCGGAGCCGGUUCUGCAGGAUCCCGGGAGCUCGGAGGCUGAGACCUUCCGCAGGUGCUUCCGGCAGUUGUGUUACGAGGACGUGAGCGGACCCCACGAAGCUUUCACUAAACUCUGGGAACUGUGCUGCCGGUGGCUGCGGCCAGAAACGCGGUCCAAGGAGCAGAUCCUGGAGCUGCUGGUCAUCGAGCAGUUUCUCACCAUCUUACCCGAGAAAAUGCAGGCGUGGGCACAGACGCGGCGUCCGCAAAGUGGGGAAGAGGCCGUGGCCCUCGUAAUACAUUUGGAGAAAGAGACUGGACGACGGAGGCAGCAGGGUGGCAGUCCUGGGCACUCAGAGAAGCGAGCCCCACUUGGAGCGGCAUGGGACUCGGCAGACUCUCACCCUCAGAGCCAGCCCAAGGUGCUGUCUCGGGAAGGCGCUGGCAGCCUCCACUCAGGACACCGGGAGCCGCUGAACCACAAGAGAGCGCACCCAAGGACGCGCUCACCCAAGGAUGCGCACUCCUCUCCCUGGGUGCCGGCCCCCACUGGAGAACGGGACACCACAUACCAGGAAGUGACAGCUGCCCGGCUUCCUGUUGGGUCUCAGGGGCCAGUGAAGGACGUCCCCGUGGCGAGAGCUUCUUCCUGCCAAAGGCGUGUGCGUCAGGUUGCUGCCCACCGAGGCCUCUACCAGGACGCAGGGAAAGACGGUGCCGGGAACGUGGUCUCCCUGGGAAGCGCAGACUCUCCCUCUAACAAGAGAGCCCCGUCGGAGCCAAGAAAGGAGCCCUGGGCCACAGGCCUGCAGCCCUCUGGUGGCAGGAGCGUUCCGGGGAGCAGCUCGGUCCGGGAGAAGUCGGCUGGUGCCAGGCAGCUGCCUGCCCGGGCCGCGGGCACGAUGUGGAGAGAGCAGCAGCAGUGGGGCUUAGAGGACGAGAAGGUGGCCGGCGUGCACUGGAGCUACGAGGAGACCAAGACGUUCCUUGCCAUCCUCCGCGAGUCGCGCUUCUACGAGACGCUCCAGGCAUGCCCCCGGAACAGCCAGGUGUACGGCGCCGUGGCCGAGUGGCUGCGGGCAUGCGGCUUCCUGCGGACCCCGGAGCAGUGCCGGACCAAGUUCAAGAGCCUCCAGAAGAGCUACCGCAGAGUGAGGAGCGGCCACGUGCUCGAGCCCUGCGCCUUCUUUGAGGACAUGGACGCGCUGCUGAACCCCGCAGCCCGCGCGUCGUCCCCGGGCAAGCCGAGGGAGGCUGUGUCUGUCCCCAGGCCGCAGGGCGCGGGGCUCGCUGCUCAGGGCCGCCUGGGCCUGCUGGCGGAGGGAAGAGCCGCAGGAGAGUCGGACGGGGAGGAAAGCGGCCUCGAGUUCAUCCGGAAGUCUAAGCUCCGCGGUGCUCCGGUCUUGUUCCAGAACCUGAGUGGCGUGCACUGGGGCUACGAGGAAACCAAGACUUUCCUUGACAUCCUCCGUGAGACUCGGUUUUACGAAGCACUGCAGGCCUGUCACCGGAAGAGCCAGCUGUACGGGGCCGUGGCAGAGCAGCUGCGUGCGUGCGGCUUCCUACGGACCCCGGAGCAGUGCCGGACCAAGUUCAAAAGCCUCCAGAAGAGCUACCGCAGAGUGAGGAGCGGCCACGUGCUCGAGCCCUGCGCCUUCUUUGAGGACAUGGACGCGCUGAUCAACGCUCGGGCUUCUGUGCACUGCAGCAGCGCCGCAGAACAAGCCCCGUCCCCCUCAAGGCCAGAAAGACAGGCCGUUGAGAUGGAACCCCAGGAGGCUCCAGGCUGGGAACCCGAGGACACCUCCCAGGAGGCAAUGGGAGACGACGAUGGUGGCAGUGAGAGAAUGAGCGAGGAGGAAACCGUGCACGAGUCAGAAUGCCAGGGCUCUCCGCGUCCCCUGCAGGGCCCGCGUGAUUUUGAAAUUGGAAGCCGUCCGAAGGAGGACGCGAUGCAGGUGCCCUGUGAGGACCUGGGGCAGCGCCAGCCAUUACUCAGCAGGUCAGAAAGGGCCGCCGCCCCCCAGAACAGCGGCCCAGGCACGUACCGCACAAGGGAGUGCGUCUCAGGGAGGCCAUGGGAGACCCUCCAGGGAACGCGGGCGGGAAAGCUGGUGGCCCAGCCCAGAGACCUGGGGAAAGCUCUCGUGGCUCCGAGGCCGUUCCUGGCGAAGAGACCCUACAGGAUCCUCAAAUAUGGAGAGACUUCUGGAAGGAGUGCGCGUCUCCUGUGCCGGACGACCCACCAGAAGGAGAGUCCGUACAAGUGCGGGGUAUGUGGGAAGGGCUUCGGGAGAAGCAGGAGCCUGAUCCGACACCAGAGAACCCACCCGGGGGAGAAACCGCUCAAGUGUCCGGACUGUGGGAAAAGCUUUCAGGACGCCUCCCACCUCGGUGCCCACCAGAGAACCCACACGGGGGAGAAGCCCUGUCAGUGCGGGGACUGCGGCGGGAGAGGCUUCCCCGGCAGCUCGCACCUGAGCGCACACCGCGGCAGGGCGCACGCCGGCGACAGUCCCUACAAAUGCGUGGACUGUGAGAAGUCCUUCGGUACCUGUGCCCGGUUCCGAGAACCCCGCAGAGCGCACCCUGGAGACAGGCCUCACGCGUGUGCCCUGUGCGGCAAGCGUUUCAGCAAGAGCUCCGUGCUGGGCAAACACCGGGAGGCUCACGGGAGGGAGAAGCCGGGGCCCCACCCAGAGACCCCACAGAAGGGGAAGAGCGACGAGCUCAGGAAGACUUGUUGACGGUCGCUUCCCUUCCCUGAUGUGCCCGUAGCCACUUCACCCUCCUUUCGCUCUUGGGCGCAGCCUUUUCUUAGCUGUAAAGGGGAACUCCCAAGGUGAGCCCGAGGACGAAACAAAUGACCGGCUGGGCCUGUCCCCACCUCCACCUUGCCCAGUGCGUCCCACCCCACCCCAGCGCCUCCUUACUGGAGUGGAGAUGACGGCGUGUUGCCUCAGUUCAGGCUGGAGCUCCUCCGGUGUGUCGCUCAGGAACCUGCACAUAGGACCGUGCUCCCGGGAGACCGACGUGCCGGGAGGCCCUCUGUCCGCUGCACGAGACCCGGGCGCAGCUGAUCGGUUUCCCGUUUGGGCAGAACUUCCGGGAGUCAGGGCAGAACGACAUCAAGUCCCUUUGGUUCUGAAGAUUUUCACGAAGGAGACAGACGUUGCCGCUUCCCCGGCAGUCUGUUGCCGUGUCCAGUGUCAGUGUCACCCAGACAGCAGCACAGAAUCCCGUGUGGGGACGAGAAGCACCUGCUCACCCGUCACCUCCGUGCACCGGCCUGUCCUGCCCGAGGAGGAACGCUGUGGCCGCUGCUGCUCCGGAUGGUAAGCAGUCACUUCCUGUGGCCGUUCCCACGCGUCCUGCUCCUCAUCUGCGGGUCCCAGUGUCCCGUCCGACUCCUCCGAGCCGUCACGCCCCCUCACACCCACUCGGCUGCUUGCCCACGGUACAGCUCGUCAAGAUGAAGUAGGCUUUCAGAGCAGUCUAGCUCUGCCUGUAACCUCUCGGUUCUGUCUCGAACACGGCUGUACUGGCGUCCACAUGCCGCCCGGCCCCCAAUGUAGCUCUGUCACGUGAGCAUGGUUUUCUGAAACUCGGAGGGGUCCGGAAGAAUGAGGUGGGAGCCAGGAUCGUCCCACCUCCCUGACACCAGCUGGACGCCUCGGGCCUGGUCCUUGGGUAGCAGCACGGCGCCCAGACCGUCACCUCCGGGCUGUCUGCCUGCAGCCCUCCUCUCCUCGCCUGGCCAGGCGCUCUCUACGUGAAGAGUGUGAGGCCAUCUUUGUCCUCCGAGUGCGUCGGAAUCUGUUCAGACGUGUGAGCAGAGUACAGGGCUGUGGGCAGUGGAGGAAGAAAUCCAGCUUGCGGUGCCAGCGUAGGGUGUGGGCUGCUGGGAGGUGGGGGUCCAGGGAGGCGUUGAGAAGUGUCUUGUUCACCUGCCGAAACGCUAUGCUUGUUCACACCUGAACAGAUCGAGCUCUCGGGUUGUCUGAGUGACAGCCCUCGGGGGUACGUGCAGCUUCAUGCCGGCGUGCCAUGCCCAGGAAGGUGCGUGGUGCCCAUGGGUGUUGGGGGCCCCGACUCUGGAGUAAGGUGCACAGUAAUGUAACCCCUUAGGAAUACGCACGUGCGGUGGGUGACGAGCGAGUGACACGUGGUUCGGGCCGGGCGGCUUGUUCCUGCUUCUGCCCUGAGCACAGUGAGGGGACGCCAGUGAGAAAAGGGGGCGUGGAGCCUGUGCUCCAGGGACUUGAAACACGAUACAGGAAACGGUGGUGCCAACUCCCUGCGUGUCCAGCACAACCGCACGAGGACGUCGCUUCCCUGCAGAGCGGGUCCUCUGACUCGCCUACAGCCGGUUCUGUGCCUCUCAGACGCCCCAGUGGCAGGAAGGGUGCAGAGCCCUCCAUCUGCCGUGGGACACACCCAUCUGUUCCAGUCUCGUGUCUGGGAUCGAGCACAAGUGGAAUUCGGGUCCCUUCCUGCUACUCCCGUUUGCGAGUGUGUUAAAUUAGCAUCAUGGCCUCAUGACCUUCGUCUCUGUUCUGAAGCAGCAGGAGGUCUUGCCCAGCCUUAGGCCGAGACUGCGUGUCCCAUCUUUCUUCAUCCGGGGCAUGAAAGCCCACGGGACAGGUGUGUUGUGUCACACAGCAACCCCCUUAGGAGGGUCCCCAGGAAAAGGCUUAUUUCAGCACCAGGGAAAGCUCCGGUCCUAAGCAGAAAAAAGAAAGGGUUAUCUGACAAACACUGUGAUUUUUAUGACUUACUGUUUUUCUCUCUUUGUUCUGGCUACUGGAAAGUGCGGCAAAAUGCAUAACCCACCUCAGCCAACGACCUGAAACCUCCAGCUAUGUAAUCCUGUCUUAUUUCUUUGAAGUUGUCCCAAAUCCUGUUUUUCUAAGUGGCAUAAAUGAGCAGACGCUUUAUUCUUGGGCCUCUUGGCCAAGGCGCCUGGACACUGGCCGUGCUCCCUGCAGAUGGAGGACUCUGCACCCUCCCUGCCAGGCCUGCUGUUAGCCUCACAGACACCUGCAGAGCCUUUGGAGACUGUCACACGUGCAGCCUGAUGUGCUCAUGUGGGAGGAAACCUGCUUGUUGAAGGAGGAAAAUGUCACACACACAGACCACCCAGGGCCGCCUGCCAUGCUGGACUGGGCGUCACAGCAGAAGCCAAAAGUUUGGUCUCGUUACUGCCACUUCUCAGUGCUGUCCGACAGCCCACACCCUUCUGGGCCUGAGCGCCGUGUCUGAAGAGGGGCUACACUUGGCUGCCAGGAGUGUUUCAAGGCCGGGGAGCACGUUUGGGUGACGGAGAGGCUGUAGGACCAGGCCCCCCGCCCGGCCCCCACUGCACAGUGUUUCCUGCUUCGGGCGGGCACAGGGAUGCACUGUGUGGUCCGGAGCCUGCUCAGAGAGAAGCCCAGACCUCGCACGUCAGCAGCAGGCGGCGCCCAGGCACCUCGAGAGCUGCGUGAGGGAGCCUACUGUGUGCGGCCCAGUGAUGGCAGGGGAAGCCUACUGUGUGCGGCCUGGCGCCCAGUGACCGGCUGGGGAAGCCUGUGUGCGGCCCAGUGACCUCUGGGGAAGCCUACUGUGUGCAGCCCAGUGACCUCUGGGGAAGCCUACUGUGUGCGGCCCAGUGACCGGCUGGGGAAGCCUACUGUGUGCAGCCCGGCACCCAGUGACCGGCUGGGGAAGCCCCACAUGUGAGGCGUGAGCUCCGUCUGCACACGUCUGUCCUCUGUGGUGUGUCAGUGUUCAAUUAGAUGUGUGUGAAAUAAACGUCUACAGUACCUGACCCCCGCUGGUUUUGCCGUCAUUUGAAGGAUGUCUCCCAUUCAGGGAAAAGCGAACUUCUCCCAGAAGCAGCAAGAGCCGGUGCUGGUGGCUGCGCCGCUCGAUGUCACCCCACAGCCGGCAGGGAUCUCGGUGCGUCCACAGCUAUUCAGGGCUGCAGUCCUGCCCGUGAGCAGGACAUGCUCCCAGGAGAUGGCCCGGUCGGCCUUGGUCCUGGGGGCACAUGCCCACAGCCUUUCACGGGGAACAAGUCUCCACAGUCUCCCCAAAUCCCCUUGGGAUUUCCAGUCUUGGUAUGAAGGGUUCUGGUGGCUUCACCUGCUCCCAGCUCCGUGGUCAUGGAGUCGGCACACAGGCCCUCAGGCUGCUGGCUGGCUGUGCAUGCCCAGCUGUGCCCUCCAGACCGGGAAGAGCCACGGGGGGAGCGGGGUUAGAGAGCCAGGGCGCCCCGACACGACGCAGCGUCCACAGAGCACCUCCCGCCUGACCGCAUGAGCCUGUACCCUGUGCGGCCGACACCAGUGGCCCCAAGAACUCGGCAUCGAAGAGCCCGUGUGUCCCCGUAUUUUCCUUGAGUAAAUGGCCACGAGCUUUUUGGAGGAGCUAACAUACAGACUUAGAACUUCCGUGUGUGCUGUCCCCUCCGAGUUCUCCCCCAUCCCCUUACAGAGAUUCAAGUCUGGGAAGGAGGGGACUAAAUCCCCAAGGGCCACCAAUCUCCAAUUCCUAUAAACCAGUUACAGCAAUAAGACUCUGACGGGGGACGGGUGCUCUGUUUCCGGCACUAACGGGACACAGCGAGUCACAACCCCAAGCUCCGGACGGGCCCAGGGACUUGGAGGGGACGUAGCUCUGGGUUCUGAGAGGCGAAUUCUUGACCCCCCCUGAGGUGUGGGACUCCGGAGAACGGCGGUGGGGGGGCCAGGGAGGCCUCGGCCUCAGUCGCUUGGACCCCAGGGCCUGGAGCCCGUGGACCGUGCAGGUGUGGUCGGCGGGGGAGGGGUGGAGUUGCCAGAAAAGGACCCCUCCUCCAAGAAGGCACCCUGGCCUGGUCAAGUGUGACUGGGCCACAGCACACGCCUGAGGAUUCUUCCAACAGCGGCACCACGUGGCAGAGGUGAGUGGCAGCAGGGCUGGCAUCAAGUAGUUUCCCUGCGAGUAGCAGACGGGCGGCCUCCUUCCCCUUGGGCUGCUUGAGCUCGCAGAGUUCUUGGGCGUCUGAGGGUGAGCUGCAGGGUGACCGCC
Molecule: messenger RNA, 7400 nt
Organism: Rhinolophus ferrumequinum (greater horseshoe bat)
Lineage: Eukaryota; Metazoa; Chordata; Mammalia; Chiroptera; Rhinolophidae
Gene: ZKSCAN2
Product: zinc finger with KRAB and SCAN domains 2
Exons: 7
Coding region: 302-3094 (930 amino acids)
Source: RefSeq, a predicted model, not a curated record